GGGUCUUUCUUCUCGCUUCCUGGACUGUGUGCCUCACCGCCCUGGUCUCCACUCCUGGCCUCUCUCGGGCAAGCCUUCGCACACAGUAGGCUCUCAGAAAAAGCGUGUGAGCAAACGGGAUGUGCAGGGCGAAAAGAGGCGGCCCGGGCCAGGCUGCAAGCAGCGCACAUCCCAGGUUAUCUGCCGCUCGCCCGGUUCUCUGUUCUCUGGGUCGCGCCGAAGAGAUCAGGGUGCCACUGAGCAGCGGGCACAGUCCCACGCUCUUCAAGGAGCGGGGGUCCCUCCUCCUGAGGGGCGCGGGCUAGGGGAUGAGGAAUCCAAGCGACUCACUUCCAAAAGCGAGCAGAAAUCUCCCUCCUCCCGGCCUCCAGAGGUUCGUCGUCAGGAAAUCCUAACCCCUUCCCCCUCUUCUCUGGCCCUCCUUCCGGCCCCUGGGAACCCGGGCGCCGUUUUCCAGAGGCCUCCUGGCCGGAGGCAGUCGCCGAGCGGGGCGGUGCGCGUGGGUGGGGGCUGGGCCGGGGGAGGGGAGUGCAAGAACUUUUGAGAGUCAGCCUCGGGGGCCCGCGGUGACAUUCCUGGAGGCGCCGCGAGAGCAGGCCCGCCUCUGGCGCCCCGACCGGGAAAGAGCCGCCGAGAGACGCCGCGGGAAGCCGUAGUGUCGCCGCCCCGAGAGAGACCCCCCUGGCAGUCCGCUGCGGCCGCGCGGGAAACAGACGGCGGAAGACGUGUCCGCGGGCAUGGCCCUCUUUUUGCAGGAGCUAUUGCUGCCGCAGCCACUCAGCUUCCCGGGCCUGGCCCUCGCCGCGGCCCUGCUGCUCGCGGUCCUGUGCUUGCGCUCCCGGCGCACCAGGAGACCUGGUGAGCCUCCAUUAAUAAAAGGCUGGCUUCCUUAUCUUGGAGAGGCCCUGAAAUUACAAAAGGAUCCUUUAGGUUUCAUGAAAACUCUUCAAAAGCAACAUGGUGACACUUUCACUGUUCUCCUUGGAGGAAAGUAUAUCACAUUUAUCCUGGAUCCUUUUCAGUACCAGUUAGUAAUGAAAAGUCACAAAUUAAGCUUUCGAGUUUUCACUAAUAAACUAUUAAAGAAAGCAUUUUCCAUUGAAAAGUUGGCAAACAAUGAUGACAUGAAUGACGAUCUUCAUGGCUGCUAUCAUCUUUUACGAGGGACAGCUUUAGAUAUACUCACAGAAAACAUGAUGCAGAAUUUAAAACAAGUUUUCGAACUCCAACUAUUAAAAACCAAAACUUGGAAUACAGCAUACCUGUUGACAUUCUGCAGCUCGGUAAUAUUUGAGGUCACGUUCACAACCAUAUAUGGACAAUCUCUUGCUGGCAAUAGGAGAAAAUUUAUUACUGAGCUAAGAGAUGAUUUCUUAAAAUUUGAUGACAAAUUCCCGUAUUUAAUAUCAGACAUACCGAUAGAGCUUCUAGGAAAUGUCAAAUCUAUUAGAAAGAAACUUAUAAAACUCUUGACAUCAGAACACUUAGUUAAGACACAAGGAUGGUCAGAAGUUGUUCAAAUGAGGCAAGAUAUCCUGGAGAAAUACUAUACGCUUGAGGACUUUGAAAUAGGAGCACAUCAUUUAGGCUUUCUCUGGGCUUCUGUGACAAACACUAUUCCAACUAUGUUCUGGGCGAUGUAUUACCUCCUCCAGCACCCAGAAGCUAUGGCAGUGCUGCGUGACGAAAUUGACCAUUUGCUGCAGUCAACAGGUCAAAAGAAAGGGUCUGGAUUUCCCAUCCACCUCACCAGAGAACAAUUGGACAGCCUGGUCUACCUAGAAAGCACCGUUCUCGAGGUUUUACGACUAUGCUCAUUUUCAAGCAUCAUUCGUUUUGUUCAAGAGGACUUGACUCUACAUUCAGAGACGCAGGACUACUGUUUGCGGAAGGGGGACUUGGUAGCCAUCUUUCCUCCAGCCAUACAUUAUGACCCGGAGGUCUUUGAGGCUCCAGAGGAGUUUAGAUUCGAUCGUUUUGUAGAAGACGGUAAAAAGAAAACUGCCUUUUUCAAAAGCGGGAAGAAGCUGAAGUAUUACCUGCUGCCAUUUGGAUUUGGAGCCAGCAAGUGUCCAGGCCGAUUUUUGGCAAUUGUUGAAGUAAAGCAGUUGUUGGUUAUACUUUUAACUUACUUUGAUUUAGAAAUAAUUGAUGAUAAACCUAUGGAAGCAAACUACAGUCGACUUUUAUUUGGCAUUCAGCAUCCGGCUUCUGAUGUUUUAUUCAGGUACAAAGUAAAAUCUUAGAGAAGCAAAAAAAGAAAGAAAAGAAAUGUAUCCAAACUAAUCUAAAUGUCCAUGGCUCAUCUAUUUGUUUUGAAUUUCUGCAAAUAUAAUUGCUUUGUUUGUUUGUUUGUUUGUUUUAAAAAGUGCAAAUUUAUAUUUGAUCGGUGAUCAGUCCCAUUCAUACCUGGUCACAAAACCCAUCAUAAACUAAAAUAGGAUGUUGACAUGAAAAUAGACAUCAAAAUCAGCAUAAUGAUAAAAUGGCUUUUUAAUGUUUUUCUACAUAUUGUGAUGUUCUCUUGUCAUGGUAAAUGUACCACAAUAAAUUUGGCUCCGUGGCAUUUUUUUUUUUUAAGUCACUCAGAUUCUUCUCUAAUACAUAAAAUCACACUUUAUGUACUAGUGGAAAUUUGUGCUGAAAAUGGACACAGUCUAACAAAUUCCAAAUUCUCAGAGAAGAAGGAAAUUAAAUUUUCAUGAGAUAAACUGGAUGAAAAUGUUCCCUUCAAGUGUAAUAUCAAUAAUGUCUAUACCGCCUGGGUACGUUUGCCUUAAAUGAGUUUUGCAGUAGAUUAAAUGCUCCAACUUCACUUCAAUAUUUAAUCAUCCAUAAGUGUUCUUUAUUAUUUUGUAUACUAAGGCUCAAUGCAACAAAAUUUCUUGUUGUGUAAGACCAUUCAUGUUGAGUUAGAUACUGAGAAGAUUUAAUGUAUAAGAACACACAAAACCUAUUACAUAUUCAACAUUUGCCUGAGACCUUGGUAUUUGGUUUGUUGUUAAGAGAAAAUGUUAAAAUCAUGACAGGAUUGAUGGUAGCACUUGGUUUUAGUGUAAACUCUGAGGAUUAUGCCAGUAUUGCAGUGAACUCUUUCCUAAAUGCUUCCAUUUAUAUAAACUGAGAAAUCACAGUAUUUGUUCUUGACACAUCACCUUUCGGACUUGGAGUUGAUCUGUAUUCUUUGGAGUUACAUCAUUAUGGAAUGCAGUAUAAUUUUAAAUCCCACAGUGCAGCAUUGUGUCCAUAACUCAGAGCUUUCUAAUUUCAAUUGACCAGGUGAUUAUUUGGCAUCUGACCUAAAUGAUGCCGCUGUACUUAAACAGGAAAAGCAGGUAAUAAAAUUCAGUUAAUUUGCAUCGCGUGGAUUGGAACUUCUACUAUUUCAGUGUUGCGCUACUGUUUUUUUAAGAGGAGAUUGAUUUUUAAGGUAACAUUAUAAAAUUCUUACAAUACUUACUAAUCAAUAGACGCUCUAGGAUUUAUAGUCUCCUUCUUGAAGUACAUGCUCUAAAUAGUUCUUAGUGGGGCUCUGCUAGCUAAGCUCUGCUCUAGUUGAUCGGAGAUGUCUUUAUUUUUGCCUCGUUCUUGACAGUUGAUUUUGCUGUGUGCACAAAUCUAUUUCCUCCCAGCCCUCUGAAGAUACUGCAUGUUCUUAUGGCUUCCAUCAUUGCUGUCAAGAGGUUAGCCGUUACUUUAAUUAUUCAGAAGGCAGUCUGCCUCUUCUCUCUGAUAGGGUUAACAUGUUCUUUUUGUCUUUGAUGUUCUUAGUCUCAGUUUCUCACUCUUGCAUGUCACAGUGCCUCUUGAGUCUGAGAAUGUGUGUCUUUCAUCGGGUAGGAAGUAUUCUUAGCCAUAAUCUUGGAGUAAUACCUCUCCCAGACUCUAUUAGAUCCUCUCUCUCUACACUCCAUGUUGUUUGACCUUUCCUCCCCAUUUUUUCUACCUCUAUUUUAUAUUCUAGGUCAUCUGUUUAGAUCUCACUGUCAGUUUUAUCUCUACACCGUGUACCUGAUCUGCUCUUUAUCUCAUCCAUGGAGUUUGUUUCUUUUUAUUUAACUUCAUAGCAUUGAGUAAUCAUGCUCCUUAUACUUCUUAGUUUAUGGUACACAGUUAUGAUUUGUCCCUUCUGCCUUUAUCUACUCAUUCUAUCUUAUCCCUAACCGUCACAGCUAUACUCCUCCCUGUCAUAGGCAAACAUUCAAUGUGUUUGAUAUUUUUCUUUUCAUAAGUAUAUAGUUUUAUAGAACAUAGUACCUGUGUGCAUGUUAAUUUACAUAAAUGAAUUUUCUAUAUAAGAGAUCCUUCUUAAUUUUCUUAUUAAGCUCUAUGUUUUUAAAGAUAUAUUUGUAUUACUUUAUAUAUAUGUAUACACACACACACAUGUACAUAUAUAUUUAAUCUGUUGCUUCUAACUGCUAUGCCAUAACAUGCACCCACCAUGUUUUAAAUCUCUUCAUCCUGUGAUAGAAACUGUAUCCAUCAGAUACUUAAUUGGGGGUAGAGGCCAAAGCAGGAACAAAAAAUCUUCCCACGGCUGUGUCUACCAUCUUCUACUCUGGGCUACUACCCCUGUAGUGCGUGUGCACACGUGCAUGCACACACACACACACACACACAGAGUCCGUGACUGCCUGCAUUCUCUCUGAGAUGUUCUAGAUUUGUUAUGUUCUCUCCUCAGGUCCUUACGACCCUCUCCCUUCUGUGGGUUGAUUUUGAGCCAGGGUGCCAGCUGCCAACUUGUCAGCUUUCAGUUUUUCUGAUCCCACUGAAUGUGCUAAGUUCAAUGAUUACAUUUUCAAUUUGAGAACACUCUUUUGUUCUUCUUAUCUGGUCUUUUUUUUUUUUUUUUAAGAUUUUAUUUAUUAAGAGAGAAAGAGAGAGCACAAGCAAUGGGGAGAGAGAGAAUCAGGCUCCCAGCCGAGCCCAAAGCCCGACAUGGGGCUGGCCCCCAGGAUCCUGGGACCAUGACCUGAGUUGAAGGCAGACACUUAACCAUCUGAGCCACCUGUGUGCCCACUGCCUGGUCAUUUUUUUAAAAAUAUUUUAUUCAUUUAUUUUUUUGUCAGAGACAGAGAGAACACAAGCAGGCAGAGUGGCAGGCAGAGGCAGAGAGAGAAGCAGGCUUCCUGCUGAGCAAGGAGCCCCAUGCAGGACUCCAUUCUAGGACCCUGGGAUCAUGACCUGAGCCAAAGACAGCAGUUUAACCGACUGAGCCACCCAGGCAUUCUGCCUGGUCAUUUUUGAAGUCUUUUUUUUGUUUGUUUUUUUGUUUUUUUUAAGAUUUUAUUUAUUUAUUUGACAGAGAGAUCACAAGUAAGCAGAGAGGCAGGCGGGAGGGGGGGGAGCAACCUCCCUGUUGAGCAGAGAGCCUGAUCCCGGGUUCGAUCCCAGGACCCUGAGUUCAUGACCUGAGCCGAAGGCAGAGGCUUUAACCCACUGAGCCACCCAGGCACCUGGUGUCUUUUUCCUUCAUCAUAUGCUCCAUAUCCUCUUCCAUUUCUUCAAGUAUAUUAGGAAACCGAUUUUAUGUUAUGUAUCUGAUAUUUCUAAAUCAUUAGUGUUUUGUGAGUCUGAUUCUAUAGUUUGUCUGUUGAACUCUUACUCAGUGUUGAUUGUUUAUUGAGCCCAUAUUCCUUGGAAUUUUAUCUCUGAAAAAUUUUUAAGACCUGAAUUUAAAACUCAAUCCUUCAGGGAGAAGUUGAGUUUCUUUUAUCAGACUGCUGAUGUUAUGAUCAAAUGCACAUUACUUUAAGUUUGCAGCUUGAGAGGGGAUGAUGGGUGGGAGAUACAUAGGUAAUGUGGGUUCUAGCCUUAAAUCAGCUACAAAGCAGCCCUGUGGUUAGCAAUAGACAGGAGAGAUUUUCUGUUUUGUUUUGUUUUGUUUUCCUUCAGCAUUACAGGGAGAGGCAGAUCUACUCUCAGUUUUGUUCUGUGGAGCAAGGUUUCUUCCUAGUUCACCUACAAGGAUGUUCCCUUUGUGAGUUCUGGGCUUUAUGACUCAGUCUUGGAUUUCACACACACACACAUACCCAACCUGGGCCCUAGGCUUUCUUUUCUGCCUGCCACCAAGCAUAGCCAUUCUUUGCAUCCUAGAAGGACAUCUAGUCCACCAUGUGACCUGAAGUAGAAACCUCCAUGUUCUUACAUUUGUUUCAAUAGUACACUUUUGCAAUGUUACAGUAGAGAGAACACAGGAAAUUAUUCAAUUCUAAUUUCUGCUUCACUUAUAAUAGAAGUGUGUACAAGAAUUUAGAAUAGAAAGUAAGAAUAAACAAAAUGGGUGAGAAACUGUUAUAUAAAAGGAAUAGACAGUAGAACCAAAACAAGAGAGUCUUGUAACAGGCAUACAUCUAGUCGUUAAAGCGUGUUUGUGAAUAGAAAAAUAUGUCAUGGAGAAAUAAGUUAAAAGACAUGGAUUCCAGCAAUGGUGUGACUAGUUUGUCAUCGGCCAGUCAUUUUGCCUCUCAUUGCUUCAGUUCCUUAUUUGCAAAUAAAAAGAAUAAGGCCUUUUUGACAUGAAGGUUCAUGAUAAGGAUUAAACAUAAUAAGGUAUGUGGAUUUAUUUUGAAGAGUGUAAUGCAAUACGCAAACAUAAAGUUGUAACAAAUACUUUAACAAGGUUGUGUCUUUUAAAAUCUGUUCCUAUGUAUUUGUUAAAGGGAAUUUUUUAGUCAUUACAUAGUUCAUUGUUCAUUAAUUCAAUCAAACAUUUAUUGAGCAUUGCCUCUGUUCUAGGUACAUUGCUAUGCACUGGAUUACCCUUCUUCAAAAACACACAAUUUAUUAGGAAAAACAACAACACAUACACAACUAAUCUAUUUUAAGUGUCCCUGUAAGUAAUAAAUUCAUCUCUUUAAAACAGUUUUAAAAUUCUGAUUUACCAUUAGAUCUAGACUUCCAUCAGUCAUUCCCAAGCAGUGUUCUGUAAUGAGAAAUUACUAUGUGCAUAAUUACACACAAUAAAACAUAUACAUCGGGUAUUGUGAUUAUGAGACAAAAAUAGCCAAACCAAACCUUAUUGAGGCUCUAAAAUGUCUUAAAAACUGUAUUUUACAUAUCAUAAAAACCCAUCUUUUCAAUUUUACAACCUCCCCUAAGUUUCAAGUUAAAGGAAAUGAAUGAUACUGUUGUUUUAUGUCAAUGACCAACGGUAAUGAAGCAUUCAGUAGCAAAAACUAAAUGCUCUGAACAUAUUAAAAAAAAAAAAGCAAUUUACCACUAAAUAAGGCAUGCUGCUAAGCAACCUGCAUGGGAACAUUUAUCUGCCUUCUUUUGGUUUUCCUGGAACACUUAAUUAUAUCUUCUUCAUUUUAUCAGUAAGUGUGGGGUCACAAGUCUAAGGUAAAGGGGUCACAACUCAAAAUCUACAUGAUGACUUCUGUUUAUUUUCUCAUAAAAAAAUAAUUUGGGUAACUUUUCCUGUAAAUGUCUUCUAAUUUAACAGUGGAAUCUUAAAACCAAUUUCAAAGAUCAAAGCACAAAAAUUAUUUAGGUAUUGAUCUUAGCAUAAAAUAACAUCAAUAAUUAUAAAAGAUGAAUUAAAAACCCUUAGAAUGUGCACUGUUUUUAACCUAUUAAAUUCACAAUGUUACAAACUAUUAUUUACUUGAACUGCAUUAUUAGGUAUUCAUAUUCACAUACUCAAUUAAGAAAAAGUUAGCAAGCCAAGAUUACAUUCCCUGUAGCAUUAUUUUAAAUUAUAAUGAGCAAUCACAUAAAACUCUCUACUAUUUCUCUAAAGCAAUUAUUACUUUGUCUUCAUAGUGUUGAUCUAAAUCAGUGAUCAAAGUGUUUGGACUUUUUAUCUUAAAUCUUUAUCUUGUUUAUAAUACUUUCCUUGAGUAAGAUAAAUUUAAUUUGUGAAAACUCUAUUGCACAAUUUUAAGUAGGAGAUAAUUUGGCAAUACUUAUGUUUAAAAAUAUUUUUUAGCCAGAGGAGUGCCAUAUAAUAUAAAAAACUGUUGUUCUGAAUUGUUUGUUUAAUAUUACCUUUUGAUUUUAAAAUGGGAUAUAUGUGGAUUUAUGAGGAAGCAAAUCUUAAAAAGACAUUAGGUAAGAAAUGCAAAUGCUUUGUAAAUCUAUUUAAUUAUAUCUUAUUUACAACAAUAAUUCAAUAAAUCAACUUUUAAAGUGCA
Messenger RNA from Mustela lutreola (European mink), 8138 nucleotides. Its product is annotated as cytochrome P450 7B1. Bases 738 to 2246 code for a protein of 502 amino acids. Gene Ontology annotation, biological process: bile acid biosynthetic process; cholesterol homeostasis. The record is from RefSeq and is a predicted model, not a curated record. The transcript is spliced from 6 exons. NCBI's taxonomy places the organism in Eukaryota, Metazoa, Chordata, Mammalia, Carnivora, Mustelidae. Gene Ontology annotation, molecular function: iron ion binding; steroid hydroxylase activity; heme binding.